AAAUUUGCUUCACAGCGAGAGAAGAAAAAAAAAUGGACUCACAGGCGCAGCAACAGCAGCAGUGGACGAUGAGCGCACAACCUCAACCCCAUCAUCAACCAUCGACAUGGACUGCUUCUUCUCAACCCUAUCACCAACCUACCUCCGUCGAAGAAAUCAGAACCCUUUGGAUCGGUGAUUUACAGUUUUGGAUCGACGAGAGUUACCUUCAUAACUGCUUCGCGCACACUGGAGAGGUCCUUUCAAUAAAAAUCAUACGCAACAAGAUCACUGGUCAACCUGAAGGUUAUGGGUUUGUAGAGUUUGUUUCCCAUUCUGCGGCAGAACAGAUUCUGCAAACAUACAAUGGGACACAGAUGCCUGGAACAGAACAAACUUUUAGGUUGAAUUGGGCUUCUUUUGGGAUUGGAGAAAGGCGUCCUGAAGCUGGACCUGAGCAUUCCAUUUUUGUGGGGGAUUUAGCGCCGGAUGUCACGGAUUAUUUGUUGCAAGAGACCUUUCGAGCCCAAUAUCCAUCAGUUAGGGGUGCCAAGGUUGUUACUGAUCCGAAUACUGGCCGUUCAAAGGGCUAUGGAUUUGUUAAGUUUUCUGAUGAGACAGAAAGAAACCGCGCAAUGACUGAAAUGCAAGGGGUAUAUUGUUCAACCAGGCCAAUGCGUAUCAGUGCAGCAACACCAAAGAAGACCACUGGUUUUCAGCAGCAAUAUCCAGCAGCUAAAGCCGUAUACCCAGCACCAGUCUACACCACACCAGCUGUACAGGCAUUCCCAGCAGACAAUGAUUUAAAUAACACUACUAUAUUUGUUGGUGGUUUGGAUCCUAAUGUCACAGAGGAGGAGUUACGGCAAAUUUUUGCUCAGUUUGGGGAGCUUGUCUAUGUUAAGAUUCCUAUAAGUAAAGGAUGUGGUUUUGUUCAAUUUGGAGCUCGGGCAUCUGCGGAGGAAGCAAUACAGAGGUUGCAUGGAACCAUGAUUGGUCAACAAAUAGUUCGCCUUUCAUGGGGUAAAAGCCCAACUACCAAACAGGACCAACCUGGUGUCUGGGGCCAGCAAGCGGACCCCAGUCAAUGGAGCAGCGCUUAUUAUGGUUAUGGACAAGGUUAUGAUGCCUAUGCUUAUGGUGCUGCUCAAGAUCCAUCUUUAUAUAACUAUGGUGCAUAUGCUGGAUAUGGACAAUACCCACAACAGGCUGAUGGUGUUCAAGAAAUGUCAGCUAUGGCAGGUGCUGUCCCAGCUGUGGAACAGAGGGAGGAACCCUAUGACCCUUUGGCUACACCAGCCGUUGAUAAGUUAAAUGCAUCGUACCUUGCAAUUCAUGGAAGAGCCAUGGUGGGCCGGCCUUUAUGGCUGCGAACUUCAGAACUUCCACAGCAAGCGUAACUUCUUGGUGUUUAGUUGUACACCACUAAUAUCUCUUCAUUCCUUUUGUGCUUCACUAAUGUUUGAGAGGCAAGUCUGGUGUGCCACAAGUAGGUUAAAAAUUUACAAAAUGGAAGAUCCCAUGGGGGAGAGAAGCACAUGUUUUAGUUCUGUAUAUCAAUGUAGCUUUUGAAUCGUAUUCUUCAUUGUAAGGUUUGAGCACUAAAAAACAUUAAACAGUCUGAUUUGCUGGAGCCAAUUCUUCUAUAAAUUGGAAUAAAUUUUCCUUCCUUGAU
Messenger RNA from Telopea speciosissima, 1654 nucleotides. Its product is annotated as polyadenylate-binding protein RBP47B'-like. The coding region runs from base 33 to 1379 and encodes 448 amino acids. Lineage: Eukaryota; Viridiplantae; Streptophyta; Magnoliopsida; Proteales; Proteaceae. Gene Ontology annotation, molecular function: mRNA binding. Gene Ontology annotation, cellular component: cytosol. The transcript is spliced from 8 exons. The record is from RefSeq and is a predicted model, not a curated record.